Messenger RNA from Pectinophora gossypiella (pink bollworm), 1561 nucleotides. RefSeq lists its product as uncharacterized. The transcript has 2 exons. The coding region runs from base 76 to 1179 and encodes 367 amino acids. The record is from RefSeq and is a predicted model, not a curated record. NCBI's taxonomy places the organism in Eukaryota, Metazoa, Arthropoda, Insecta, Lepidoptera, Gelechiidae. Gene Ontology annotation, molecular function: nucleic acid binding.
UGUCCCGAUCCGAGUUCGUGUCCAGCUAUUUCAGUGCAGUGCUAUGUGUGUGAAAAUCAUGGUCAUUUUGCUAGAAUGUGUAAGUUAAAAAAGGGUGUCAAAAAAGUGUAUGAUAUACACAUGCCAGAGAACACUUUGGAGGAAAACGACGACUGUGAGUCAUUUUAUAUAUCUAUGUUAUUUAACGUUUCCGAAAAGAACGAUUCUACGAAGGAGUGGUUUCAACUAUUAAGUGGUGAAUUUGGAAAUGAAAACUUUAAAUUAGAUACUGGUGCGGAUAUAAAUGUACUAUCCUUCGAACGAUUUUUGGCAUUAGGCUACAAGCCAAAUAUUAUUUACAAUAAAGACAAUAUUAAAUUACAAUCAUACAGUGGGGAUAUAAUCCCAAUAAAGGGUUUGUGUAAUUUGAAUUGGUGGUAUAAAGACAAAAUGCAUAAUUUAAGAUUUGCUAUUGCUAACAUUCGCUGUCAAAGCGUUUUGGGUCGAGAAACUUGUUCGGCGUUAGGGUUGAUACAACGAGUUCACGGUAUAAAUUAUGCGCAAUCUAAUGGAAAAAGUGAAAGAGCGGUACAGACUAUAAAAAAUAUUUUAAAAAAGUCAUUAGAUAGCGGCACGGAUUUCUAUUUAGAUUUAUUAAGUUACAGGAAUACCCCACGAGAUAAUUUAAAUUCACCUGCACAAUUAUUGAUGGGUAGGCGACUGAAUUGUAAAUUACCAGUGCAUCCAGACUUAUUAAAGCGUAAUUAUUGCAAUGAUGAAAAACAGUAUAAUACGUUAUUGGAAAAGCAAAGAAAAGUUAAAAUGUAUUAUGAUAAGCAUAGCAAACCCUUACCUGAAUUGGACGUGGGCGAUGACGUCAUAAUGAUUGAAAAGAACAAAAGAAUGCGAGGAAAAGUUAUAGCGAAGGCAUCGACACCACGCUCAUAUAUUAUUAAAAACAAAAAAGGAAUUAUGUAUCGCCGUAAUCGCCAACAUCUAAUCAAAAGUCUCCCUAUUUGUGAAGAUAAAUUAACUAACGCCAAUGUAUAUAUACAAAGUGAAGAAGAGGACGAGUAUUUUUCCGAUGAAAGUGAAUAUGUGCCUUCGGAUGAAUCUAAACUUUCAAUGUCCAAAGAUAACCAAAUUACAACCUAUUCUCCUCCUCUUACACGUAGCAAAGCUAAAAAAUUGGGACUAUAAAUUUUAUUACAUUUAUUUAAAAAGGUACAUAAAUAUAAGUAUAAAAAAAAAAACAAAAAAAAAAACCUUUCUAUUCAUAUUUCUAUACUAUAUAUUAGAUGAUCUGUCGUAUCUACUUAAAUUAUUAUACCUAAGUCAGUAAAAUUGUUUGUUAUUGUUUUGUUGUUUGGUCUAUUUCUUCUGCAUUACUACAUUACAUUUAGUAAAAAAAAAGGAAUAGUGAGAAGGAGUUUAAUUAAUAUUCUUGUAUUAUUAAUGGUAAUAUACCGACUCACUUAUAACUUAGUAAUAUAAUUAUUUUUAGUUCUAUUUUAAGGGAAAGGUGUUGUGGGUAGUUAUUAGUAAAAUAAUAUGUGGGUACCCGAGUUUGGUAAAUAAACCA